This is a messenger RNA of Dentiscutata heterogama, 122 nucleotides long. NCBI's taxonomy places the organism in Eukaryota, Fungi, Glomeromycota, Glomeromycetes, Diversisporales, Gigasporaceae. The record is from the annotation of a GenBank genome assembly.
GCAAUGACUCAGAAAAGCAACUGAUUAUUCAAAGGCUUCGUGAUGAAUUCAGUGAACUAGAGAAACACGCACCUGAAUUAUCUACACAUCCAACUUCAUCUAAUACAGAACUUGCAACAUGA